AUGAAAGAAAGAAAAAAAGGAAAAAAAAAAUUGGAGAAAAAAAAUUUUGAGCCAAAAAUACGACGUAUCCGUGAAUUGACAGCAAUACCGGCAACAACAAAAACAAAUUUAAAAUUAGGUAAAGAUGAAAGAAGCCGAACAAGUAUUACUAUUCAACAUUUACAAACAAGUACGGUAAAUACGACAAUGUAUGUUCCAUUUGUAUGGAUUGAUGAUUACAAUGAUUCGAUAUGGAAUGAUACGAAAUUUAAUACAACACAUGCAAAUGUUACAAUUAUACCAAUAAAACAAGAAGAGAAUUUGAUUUUUGGUUAUUUUAGGUUAUAUGCCUUGAUAUUACUUGCAAUUUUCGUCAUACUUCUGCUUGUAAUCACAGCAAUUGCAUGUUACUAUGAUUGUGAAAAUCGUCGUAGCAGCUUACCGCGUGAUAAAUAUGAUAGUACCAAAAAGGGUACUGUACCAACAGUAACCAUCAAAUACGCAGGCGAACAAUCUGAUAUUAUAGAUGGAAAGAGCAUUCGAGUUGUUAGCAUUUAUAGCUUUUUAACUUUAAAAGUCAUGAUAAAUAUAAUACAGUAUUAG
This is a messenger RNA of Loa loa (African eye worm), 582 nucleotides long. RefSeq lists its product as hypothetical. Bases 1 to 582 code for a protein of 193 amino acids. NCBI's taxonomy places the organism in Eukaryota, Metazoa, Nematoda, Chromadorea, Rhabditida, Onchocercidae. The record is from RefSeq and is a predicted model, not a curated record. The transcript is spliced from 3 exons.